Messenger RNA from Thelazia callipaeda (thelaziosis nematode), 957 nucleotides. Lineage: Eukaryota; Metazoa; Nematoda; Chromadorea; Rhabditida; Thelaziidae. The record is from the annotation of a GenBank genome assembly.
AUGAAGCUGAAAAAUUUCAUCAAGACAUCAGUGGUAGCUGAAAUUUUGAAAACUGGUGGAUUCACUAAAGGCGGAGGAUUCCGAUUACUGGAUUGUGCGUCUGUUGUGUCACCGCGAGAUCAUAAGGAAUUCAUGGAGAGUAAUUAUGGCAAAUUUGAGAAGUUAAUGAGUAUGAAUACCAGUCAACGUCAAGAGUACAUGAAUAAGCACAUCCCAAACGCAGUUCACAUAGAUUUAAAUAUAGCCACAUAUCCUGAUCAGUAUCAGCCUUAUUCCAUGUAUCCGCCAGAAAUUUUUCAAAAAUAUGCCCGUUUGCUGGGUAUCAAUCGCUCCGAGCAUAUCAUCUUAUAUGAUCGAGAACGAGUUGGUGGUAUGUUGCAUCCUUGUCGGAUUUCAUGGCUAUUCAAGUACUAUGGCCACAAAGCAGUGUCUGUUAUGGAUGGUGGAUUACAAGCUUGGGAAGAAGAUGGAGGAGAAGUGACUCAAAAGGAACCAAAAAUUGAGCCAGGUGAUUGGGUGGCAACUUUGUGUCCGGAAUAUAUUGUAACAUAUGAAGAUCUGGUCAAGAAGGAUGCUUCUGGUAGAAACUUGCUCGAUAAAGCCGCGCAACUCAAUUUCUUCGACUCCCGCCCGAGAGAACAAUUCGAAGGAAAAGCCGAUACCGGCCUCGACCCCAACAAAGUUACUGGCUCUCAUGUGAAAGGAAUGAAGUGUGCUCCAGCAGUGGAAAUGAUUGAUGAAAAUGGUCGCUUAAAAACUGAUAAGGAACUGAAAUUCUGGUUACAAAAAUGUGGAUUCAAGCAUAACCUCCCAACUAUAUCACUCUGUCUACGUGGCAUGCAAGCGUGCAUGCUAAAUCUCGUUAUCGAAGAUAUAUUUCCAACACUACAUCCACGUGUUUAUCAUGGAUCAUGCCUUGAAUUACAAAAUCGAGAUCCAGCAAGACUCUCUGAGUGA